UGAAGAGCAAAAAAACGAAAAGGAAAGCAACGAAAACAAUCGUAUCUUACAAAAUCUUGAUCGUACGAAAGUUGUGAAAUCAGUGAUCAGUUGGCGUUUGACGUUUUGAACAAAAAACCAGCUUCGUUCAUAAGCUGAAGAGUAGAUUUUUUUUUGUCUAUUUCGUGUUUUAUAUUAAUCUUCUAAAAUGGGGAAAGGCUUUAAUAAUUACAUGUGCAAGAAAUUCUUCCAUCCUGCAUCAAGGGAUAACCUCAAAAGGGUAUGGAUGGCAGAACAGCAAACUGCAGCAUAUAAGCAAAAGCAAGAGGAACUUAGAGUACAGUAUGAGAAAGAGCAGGAUUUGUAUACCAACAAGGCUUUGAUGAGUAAGGAGAGUAAAGGAAAGCUCAGUGUCAACUUCCUUUACGAGCCACCACCUGGACUUAAAAAGGACAGAGAAAGGGAAGAUGAUGAACCUGAAUUUAAGUUUGAGUGGCAACGAAAGUAUAAUGCACCCCGUGAAAGCUACUGCAAAGGUGACCAAGAAAUCAGAGAUCAGCCAUUUGGUAUUCAAGUACGCAACGUCAGGUGUAUUAAAUGUCAUAAAUGGGGUCACAUUAACACUGACAAGGAGUGUCCAAUGUACAAUCAGUCAGCGACUGGGACAGAGACUGGAUCAAAUUCAAACCCAUCAGACCUUAUCAGACAGAUGCGAGAGGAUGGUUUAGCAAUGAAAAAAGGUGCUGUGGGACUUCUUGAACUUCCUACAGGCCCCUCCAAUGUAAGCAACCAGCAGCUGAUACCAUCUGACAGUGAAGAUGAGGAUCAUAUGAAUGAAACAGAGCUGAAGUUCCUAGAAGGGCUAUCUACUAAGAAAAAGUUAAAACUUUUGAGAAAGUUAGAAAAGAUGGAAAAGAAAAAGAAAAAAAAGAAGCAGAAGAGGGACAAAAGAAAGGAGGGAAUCAAACAGGAAAACUCCAGUGAUGCAGACAGUGGUAGUGACUCUUCAAAGGCUAAAAAGAAGUCAAGAGUUCCAAAAACUGAAGAGGACGGAUCAGAAAGAGAGCGUCUUCCUAAGAUCAAAACUGAAGUUGAGGAUGAACUUUACUCUGUGUUAGGUCGCAAAAUGGACUUUGAAGGCCGCCCCCCUCAAAGCCAUUCAAAACACCAACCAGCAGUACCAGCUAACGGGUCAAAUUCAAGAGGAAGAAGUCGAGUGUCCAGAUCCCGGUCUCAUAGUAGAGGGAAAAGCAGAUCAUCCAGCCCUCAAAUGGACAGAAGGAAGAAAGAUAAAAUAAAAGAAGAAUAUGCAAGAGACUACAAUGCCAAGAAAAGCCGCAGGCAUUCACCCUCCAGGGGUAACUCCCCAUCCCUAAAAGACAAGUAUCCAAAAACCUCAAGAAGGAAAGAGCGAUCACAGUCAAGAGAAAGGACAAGAAAGAGAUCGCAUUCCAGAGAAUAUAGGCGAUCGCGGUCCCCUCGAGAGUCAAAACAGUACAAAAAUAGUUAUAAACAUUAGUGAGACGAUACUAUUGUAAUCAACACUUACUGUCAAAUGUAAAUACAUAUGUAACCUCGUGUGGUGAGAAAUUAAAUACAAAUCAUCCUUUAUCAA
Frankliniella occidentalis (western flower thrips) is the source of this 1594-nucleotide messenger RNA. Its product is annotated as corepressor interacting with RBPJ 1. Bases 188 to 1498 code for a protein of 436 amino acids. The record is from RefSeq and is a predicted model, not a curated record. Gene Ontology annotation, biological process: negative regulation of DNA-templated transcription. The transcript is spliced from 6 exons. Lineage: Eukaryota; Metazoa; Arthropoda; Insecta; Thysanoptera; Thripidae. Gene Ontology annotation, molecular function: transcription corepressor activity. Gene Ontology annotation, cellular component: nucleus.